GCCGCUGAACCAGCAUGGGCCCUAAGGCAGACGACUUCUCCGGGCCCCUUGAAAUUGUAAUAGUAAUUUUUUUCCAGUAUAUAUUAAUAUACUUACAAUUUGAUUGUCAAUAUCUAUGUUUCAUUCAGUAAAGUAAUAUAGACUGUGCACUAGGAUCUACAUCAAAAAGAAGACAAGAAAAAAAAAUCCAUUGACCAUAUGGCUGGGCCCCCUUCACAGCCGCGGGCUCGGGUACAGCAUCCCCCCCAACACACACACCCCCUUCUCGUCAGGCCUGACCUCGAUUGUGUCGCAACCGAUGAAUGAAAAAAAAAAUAUCGCUUUCAAUUACAUGUCAGCACGAAUCCAUUAACAAAAUACUUGCUUGAUUCAUGCUCGGUGCUGCGAUGCCUUGCAAUAACAGUGGGGCAUCCCUCCAACCCAGUGCCCCUGCCCUCGCCAUUCAACUGUCACUUUGGUGACGUCAGCGGGCCAACCAAUCAUGGAGGCCGCGGAGAUGGCGGCGAUGUGGCUUCACGUAGCAGAACGACGAACGUGUCCUCAGACAAUGAAGGUCUUCCAUGAUUGUGUUAGUGCGGCUCCUUUGUUCGUCAGUGGUUGGUGACUUUCAGAGCUGCGGAAAUGUUCGUAAUGCUUUACCAGCAUAACACACCAGGGACAAGGACAUUUUAUUCUGCCCGAUGGACAGCUCCUAUCGAAAAUGGGUCAGCCAUGAUAUGGAAGCGGCUGUUGUGGUCUGAUUGACAGCUGGCCAUGACACAGAGGAUGCCCUGGGUGAAGAGUUGGCUUGGCUGGCUCAUUGCCUGGGACACAGAGUCACAGGUUCUGGUUACAGUGUAUGUAGAAAAUGCCAUGCAACCCCAUCGCCUCUCCCGCCAUGCUCGUCGUGUUCUCCUUACUACCAGUAUCUGGUCUGUGCUUCUGCUGGUCUUUAUCUUCUUCUUCACCUACACAGUGCUUCUUAUCUUCAUUAGACAGCCAUUACAGGAGGAGAACUUCAGUGCUGUAUUUCCUGGUAGCUCACCAUGGUCCUCAGGUCAUUCAAGACAAAGGAUCAAAUUAUUAGGAAGAGAUUUUGGAGAAGGGAUAUUUGGCAGGAAUCUUAGUGAUAAUCCUGCAGCAUUUUUUGAUGGUGCACAUGGCAGAAGAACUGUGUGGAAUGCUGAACAGCUUUAUGACACUGGAGCAGCCAUUCCUAAAUGCCAACAUGGAUCUAUGUUCCUUAUCAUUAUAACAUCAUCACCUGAUCAUUUUGAACAUCGACAAGAAAUUCGCAAAUCAUGGUGCAAUCCUGAAUUGUCCAAUGACAAAGUAAAUGCUUGGCAGUGUGUAUUUCUGAUUGGACAGACAUCCAUUCCUGAAAUAAAUACAAGGUUAAAAAGGGAAAGUGAACUCCAUCAUGACAUCCUUCGAGGCAGCUAUCUGGAUUCUUAUCGCAAUCUUACCCACAAAGUCAUGCAUGGCCUAUCAUGGGUAGCAGCCAAAUGUGAGGCCCCGUAUGUUCUGAAGACAGAUGAUGACUGCUUUGUCAAUACACAUUUGCUGCUGCAGUUUUUGCUACAUCACAAUCCACAAACCAGCAGGCUGUAUGCAGGAAACAUGUUGUUAGAUAGUAGUAGGAGGAAAGUGAUCCGCAAGCCAAAUGAAAAGUGGUCUGUACCAGAAAAGGAUUACCUCCCCGACUAUUACCCUGUCUAUGCCAGUGGCAGUGGCUAUGCCCUGUCGUUUGAUGUUGUGUCAGAAGCAGUGAAAGAGAGUCAUUUUAUAAAACCCAUUCCUAAUGAAGAUGCUUACAUUGGUAUUGUAAUGGAUCAUCUAAAAAUUAAGCCAACUAUUAGUGGACGAUUUACACUGUCUAGCAAUGGCUUGCGACUUUGCAAUUAUUUGUAUAUAUUUGUAGCACAUGGUGUUUCUCCCCAAAUGCACAAAGAAAUGCAUGCAAAUAUGAUGACUGCUGAGUCAAAGUGCAAUGAUGAUGAUGAGAUUAAUACAUGGUAUUGAUAGCAUGAAUGAACUGUCUAUACUGCUAGUUUUAACUGUAUUUCAGCUUAGUAUAAGGUAUAGCUAAAUGAUGAGAAAUGUGUGCAUGCAAUUUCUUAUAGUGCUGCUGUUAGAAUAGAAUACAGUAUACUGGCUGCUGGGUUUUUGGUUUUGUUUUUUUUUUAAUUUCUCAGUUUUGCCUGUUUGUGUAAUUUAUGUGGCUAAAAUCUUGCAUUGUCAGCUGCCACUAAAAUUAUUUAAGACAACUACAAUGGAUUAUGUCACUUCAGAUAUACUUUACUCAUACCAUGGCAAUAAGCAUGAACUUUGGUCUGGAAGCCAUAAGCGGAGUGUACUAGAUGAAGAAAGACAAAAUAUGAUAGUUUAAAUUGUGGGGCUCAUAUUUGGAGGCAAAGCAGUAAAUUAAGACAUCUUCUCUAAACUGUUUUUCAAGAUGUGCCUUAAGACUAAGAGGCUGUAUGAAAAAAUAGCUGGAAGAAAAUAGAGGCUAUACAUAGUUCACAAUUAAAUGAAGAAAAUUUUUUUCUGCAUAUUGAAAUACUUACUAUGGAUUGUUCAGCAAACACAAUGUUAUCACUGCUGCUGACCACAAAAAAUGAAUUGUGAAUGAAUUCUUAAGUUAUUUUGGUUAUUCUGUGACAAUGAUAAAUGAUAGAUUUUUUUGGUUUACCAUUUUAUGGAAGUAUUUAUCUACCAAAUGUUCUUGCAUUUUUAUGUUUAUGCAUCUUGUGCCAUUACUGCAAGUACAAUAGUCAUAACAAAUGACGUCUAGUCCAUAAAGUGAAUUAGUAAUAUUUGGCAGUUCAUCGAAUGUCUCAUGGAGAUAAAGUUUAAAUCAGAACAGGCAAUAAUUUUCUUUUUAUUACUGAUUUAAUUUUGAUCUUAUAAUUUCUGCAUGUUAUGAUUAGUAUGAAUCAUGUUGGAUAUAGUGUAGUUAAAAUGUUAGGAAGGCUUGUUCUAUACACCGGUGCAAGAAUCGUGAAAUAGCCUUGGUUUCAUACCUCUUCAUACUUUCAUACUUUGCCUUUUCCAACUAGCUGUUAUGACAUUGUAAUACUGUAAGACAUUUUCCCAUUAAAGUCAGAAUAAUCUUACGUGCAUUUAUCACUCAUUUCAGCUCAUGAAAUCUGUAAAAAUUCUUGAAACUAUCACAAAGUUACAAUGAAAGCAUGGAGGUAAAUAAGACUAAAGAGGAAUUCAAUUUUUCAGAUGAUUGUGCAUAUAACUAUACAGCAACAGUUCUUCUCACCCUGCCCUUAUGUGAAAAUCCACAGCUGGGAGGGAAUGCCGCUGUAAAAUAUUUUAUUUAGAGGUGGUGUAGAUAUUUACAAAUUGAUUUUCAUACGGUAAAUGAAGGACUUUGCCAUUUUACAAGAUAUGUUUCAUCAUUACAAAAUAAUACACUGCCAUCUGAGAUUGUUGUUGGUAGGUUAUGCACAAUGAUCUGCUCAUUAGGUUAUUCAAGAAGAUUGUUCAGCAAUGUAAUAAAAUCAAAACUAGAUUUUUACUGCAUUCAUGCUUUUAUAAUGUGUUAUCACAAUUACUGAAUUAGCAAUGUGUAAUACAAAACUUAUCAUGUAUGUUAGUGGGAGAUGGAGGAAAGUUGAAAUCACUUUAAGACAUUAAAGUUGUUCCACUCUACUAUGAUGUCCACCCACUACUUUUUACAUGGAGAAAAGGAUAUUUUUCUCAGAGAUCUGUAAUUUUUUAAUUACGUUUGAAGAAUGACCACUUAGAUUGCACUUUGACAAUGUAAGGAGUGUCGUGUUCAGGUCUGUUUUUGAAAAGGCAUCUGGACUGCCCUGGAUAAUAAAUUUUAGAAAAUGAGUAAAUCAUUGUAAAGAAAAAUUGUUAACUGUAUGUGAGAGAGAGAGAGAAAAUUACUUUACUCCAGUCCCUAAGGAUACUUAAUUAAAUAUGUGUCUUUGUAGAAAUGAAGAUUAGAACCUAUAUUCUCCAUGCUCUAUGUACAUGUAAAAUUGAUUAUUUUUGUAGACUCAUAAGAAUAUGAUAAAAGUUUUAAAAUUGCUGUGAUUUAACUCAUUUUCAUUGAGGAUAUUUCAUGUAGUCAUCUACAGAAUAUUGCUGAAGAGUGAUUCCAAACAGAAAAAGAAAAAGCAACUGAUAGGAAUACUGUAUGAUAGGAUGGCAGCAGUUCCACAAACCUUUCUAAAGUGCAGACAUAAUAUUUUAAACUUUCACAAAGGAGAAAUUUCAUAAAUAAUAGCAAUGUUCUCAUAUAGAUAUUUCAUUACUUUGUCGGGAAUCUGGGUUCAUUUUCACUUCAGAUAUGACUCUUGCUAAACAAGUCACAGCUGUCAGUCUGCCUAUUAUGAGUUAUGUAAGAUCAGCGCCUUCCAUCACAUUCUGUCUACGUGCGCUACCAACACUCUGUGUGUUUGUUCUACCCAGGCUUGAUUACUUCAACUCCUUGGUUGCUGGCUGUCCUGAAUAUCUUCUUCACAAACUCCAGAAAGUACAGAACUCUGCUGCACGUCUGGAGUUUAGAGCUAGGAAACGGGACCACACCACUCCUCUUCUUUGUUUUUUGGACUGGCUACCCAUCCAUUCUCACAUCCAGUACAUGCUGUCUGUGGUGUAUUUUAAUUUCUUUGCUGGCACCUGCCCUGAUUAUUUCUCUGAACUUUUUUCCCCUUACGUCCAGCUAGAUAACUCUGCUCCCGCUGCUCGUCUGAUGAACAUCUCCUUACUCUUCCUGUCACCAGAAUGACAACAUAUGGCCACAGGAUUUUUAGUUAUUGUGCUGUGAAACAAUAGAAUUCUCUCCCUUUCCAUAUCCACCACCUACCCACUAUUGAAUCCUUUAAACGUGCACGAAAAACGCACCUCUUCGGUAAACAUUACUCUUACUACCCUUUCCCACAAAGCUAGUCCUUUUUCACACCUUUCCCUGCUUGUCUUCCUUUUGCAAUAACUCUCAGUUCUUGUUAGUUGGUUCCUCUUUGUGUUUUCUAUUCUUAUUUUUGUUGAUCAUUAGUACUAUUGUUUAUUUUUUCUUAGUUUAUGUGUUAUUAGUUUGAUUUCCUGGUCCUCAUUUGCUGUCCAUGUCUCGUUCUUGUUCUUAGGUGCUAAAGAUCAUGCCUCUUAGGAGUGUGAGUAUGUGCUUUAAAAAUUUUGCAUUUAUUAUUAAAUGAGGUGGUGAAAACAUUGUGGUGCAAAUAUAACUGUUACUGUGGUGUAAUUUGAAUCCAUUAAUGUACAAUUUCUGUUGGUGUGCUAGGUUUUGGAGUUAUAACAAGUGCUUGUGUUUUAUAUUUUCUAAUUAAUGAAAAGGGAACAAUCAUUUAAACAUCAUUGUGGAAACUGACUGCAAAAAUAUUGUUAAUAAUAUAUCCUUAGGGACUUGUGUUCAAUACUAGCAAUGCAUUGCAAUUUGUAACCACAAAAAAAUGUGAAACUAGUGGCAACCACCAAAAAAUGCAAAACCAGUGGCAACCACAAAAGAUGUGAAACCAGUGGCAUUGGAUGUUUUUUUAGCUAUGGGGCUAUCAACAACACCAUAAGGGCUAAUUUAUUUAUCAUAUUUCAUUAUAACUAAGAUGCUCUGUUGCUUUUAUGUUAGAUGAUGUACAAAGUGUUGUCUAGUCAAUUUUUUUGAAUUGUUAAGCUUUAUCUCUGCUUUAAUAUUUUAAAUAUUAUUUUGAUGGCAUGUUCAGUCUAGUUCAAAGAGAAUUUAGUGUUGGUUGUGCAUUGUAUUGUUUAUUCUGUCUAUGGAGACUAGACCAUUAUAAAGCUUACAAGUAAUUUCUGUUGUUUAAAUGUAAAGCUAUGCCAUACAGUGUUUCUUUAUGAGAUAUAUGUUUGAAAGAUUGCUUGCCAUCUUGUAUAGUUCUACAAUUUUCAUUUCCUGAGACUUUUUUUGUGUUGUUUCCAUUUGUGUUGUUAAAGAUGUGGUUUAUAAUUGUGUUGAUAUAUUUUUAUCAUAAUGCAUUCAUUUUCCUUUUACUGCAAAGGAGUGACUGAAAGAAAGCAGAAUAUUUUGGUGCUGUUAAUUUUCUUGGCUUUAAAUGAAAUAAUUCGCACCAAUUUUUUAACAGGGCAAAUUUUGGCAUUCAAGAGAUGAGCAACCUGUUUAAAAGAUAGAUCGAUAGUGUAAGGUGGAAGGUAGUUGUUUACAUGUGUCUUUAAGUGUGCAAAUAUGUAAACAUCGUCAUAAGCAGAGGCAGAAACAUACAAUAUACACAAAGACACACAUCCAGUUUGAUAGCUACCAAUAUAGUUGACACCUCACUUUAAGAAUUGUGAGAUUCUUUAAAUAGUGCCAUUUGAUUUAAUUGUAAAUGGUAUCUUCUUAAUUAGAGCCUUCUUGGCUUUGUGAAAUUCUUUAUUUACAAUUUGAAGUAAAUCUAAUGAUGAUCUCAAAAUAAGUUUGUGUUUCUUGUAUGAGAUUAGCAUUGACAGUAAAAAAAAUUUAGGAUUGUUGCACCCCUGUUGCUUUUGUUCUGUAUAUUUCUAGGAAUGUCUUACGGAGAACCAUUUUGCCUCCUCAUAAUGAGUACUUGCCAGUCUUUUCCUCUUCUAUUGAAAUAUGUCAAUAAAACAGAAGGAGAAUUCUGACUGAAAUUAAUUUUUUUGCUGAUGCAUUUUGCAAGAUUUAUUUAAAUGGAAAAUUGUGUGAAAGGGAAGAUAAAAAUUGUAUUUGACAUUUACCUUUGUGGGCAAAUAUUUCCACACAUUCUCUCUCAGCAGCUGCAACACCUGAUGAAAAAAUAUGAUGUCUUCAUAAUUUAUCUUUGUAUGUUCUGUUCUAGUGUUAGAUAGAAAACAAAGAUUAUACAUUUUUUCCCUUUGGGGCUUUUUUUUUCUCCCAAAAAUAUUUUUAGUUUUAUUUUUGCAGAUCCAGAAUUCCCACAGUAACUCUUAUUGUAGAUCAAAUGAAAAGUUUUAAUUGACUUUGCGCUUGCAUGAGCUUUUUAUGGCUUGGCUUUAAUGGUUUCAUGUAACUCUGAAAGUAUUUUCAUUGUUCUUGUCAUUUCUAUUUGGAGAAUUCCAUAAAAUGGAAUGCACUAUU
Pomacea canaliculata is the source of this 7033-nucleotide messenger RNA. Its product is annotated as beta-1,3-galactosyltransferase 5-like. Gene Ontology annotation, molecular function: N-acetyl-beta-D-glucosaminide beta-(1,3)-galactosyltransferase activity. The record is from RefSeq and is a predicted model, not a curated record. The coding region runs from base 754 to 2001 and encodes 415 amino acids. Gene Ontology annotation, cellular component: membrane. The transcript is spliced from 2 exons. NCBI's taxonomy places the organism in Eukaryota, Metazoa, Mollusca, Gastropoda, Architaenioglossa, Ampullariidae.